GAUCUUACGCCACUUGCUAAGCGUCUUGUCGUCACGGAGGGUGUCGAUUGUCGGGAGGCAUCGUUUGAGAAGGCACGGACUCUGCUGGACGAAAUCCUAUCUGCGUUGACUGCACGGAGCCCUCGAGGAGAUGCCGGGCCCAGCCCGGAGGAGAUCCUUGAGGGUGCUGCGGCCGGAUCAGGAAUCAAUGGCAUCACUGGUCAUGAAGAGCAACGACUGCGUAUCGCAGAAAAGCUUCUUAUGAAGAAAGACGGCAAUGAUAACGAACUUUUCGAAGCGCUGGCGGAGCAACCUGAUCCGGAUGAGACCGUUUCACAGAUGUUCUUUGAUGCCGCAUGGCGAAGGGCUUGGGCCGUUGAUUUUAGGGAGAUCGUGUUUGGUCCGAGAAUUGGUGCUGGAGGAUUUGGAGAGGUGUACAAAUGUAAGUACGAGGAGAAGAUGGUGGCGGUGAAGACUUUGCAAAAGGUGGAAGACGACGAUCCGAAUGCGCUUAUGGCCGAAUUUAUGGUAGAAAUGAAGCUGAUGUCAAAGCUCCGACACUCCAACAUUGUACAGUUCAAGGGAGCAUGUAUUCACGUUCCAAACUUGGCAAUCAUCUUGGAGUUUAUGCCCGGGGGCAGUCUGUACCGCGCCAUUCAUCGCAGACGUAGAAAUGUUCUUGGAGCGUUUCCACUUCUCAAGAUUGUGUGGAUCGCAUUUGGCGUAGCAAAGGGAAUGGCGUUCUUGCACGGCCAGUAUCCUGUUGUCAUCCAUCGCGAUGUGAAGUCACCAAAUAUUUUGCUAGGGACAAACGUUCGGGAAGUCAAAAUCACGGACUUUGGGCUGAGCAGACUACGAGUCAACUCGUACGUUAACACGGGCCCAGGAGGUACUCCUGAAUGGAUGGCACCUGAACUUUUGAGACAAGACGCCUUCAACGAGAAAUCAGACGUGUUUUCGUUUGGCGUAAUUCUUUGGGAACUGGUCAUGUGUGAGAAGCCAUGGCGUGAUGAGCACCCCAUGCAAAUUGUAUACAAGGUUGGUAAUCGGGGUCUCAAACUUCCGACACCACCGCCAGAACAAUGUGGCCCUGAGCUUAGACAGAUGAUUGUGGAGUGCUUUGCAGACGAUCCGAGCCGACGACCAGAGUUCACAGAUAUUGCUGCAAGAUUAGAAGACAUGUGCAAGCAAUUUGAUACCUAGAGUGGAUAUUGGACGAAACACGAAGCAGUUGAAGCACCUGUAUGUCGUGUGCUAUGUUGUGCAAAUAAUCAUUUGACUGCGUGGAUUACUCGGCUAUGUAUUGACACCCCAAACUGGAGCAUUUGGGAGGAAAUUCAAAAGCAUAGUGUCGUCUAGUCGGAUAGAGAGUUGCAGCAAAACUAUUUUGGUAAAGAAUUGCGGCAACUGAUGCACGGAUCCUACAACGGCCGCUCCUGGUAAUGUUAGUACUCUAACAUGAAGUAGGGAGGGAGUUUGGGACGUGCUCGACAACAUUUUGGUCAGGCAGGCGCGGCAGUUUGAAAAAGGGUUUUCUCGAUGUACAGCCCGCGGAUGACGUCCGCCACCCUUGUCUGCUACAGCAGACCGGCGCGGCAAAGACGGACGGGCCUUCUCUUUCCAUCUUGGAAGAAGAGAAAAGGAAGAACAGGGUGGGCCAUGUCGUUGGUGGGGGAGGUACAUGUUAUGUAUGUACUUCGAGUUGGGAAUAAAUAGCGUCAUAGCGUACGAUACUGUUAUUUUCUUGACAUGCGUUGUUGCAUUGAGAGCAGCUGUAAACCCCCUGGUUCUCAUUCUGG
Molecule: messenger RNA, 1778 nt
Organism: Chondrus crispus (carragheen)
Lineage: Eukaryota; Rhodophyta; Florideophyceae; Gigartinales; Gigartinaceae
Product: Serine/threonine protein kinase
Exons: 2
Biological process (GO): protein phosphorylation
Molecular function (GO): protein kinase activity; ATP binding
Source: RefSeq, a predicted model, not a curated record